CAGAUAAAAUCUGUAUUUAGAAGCUCAGUCACUCCGAUUUCCCCGUAAAAGUUAGUCGUGAAUCCCUUGCGGAAAUGAAUAAAAAGGGGAAACAUAAAAAAGGGAAAGUUCCUAAUCCGAGUCCUUCGCAGGAUGAGAAAGAGGUGCCUAGUGGGGAUAAAAUUGAGGAGUUGGUGAUUGGUGAUAAAAAAGAAGAUGUGCCGACUGUUAGUGAUAAUGUCCAAAUCCCGGAAGAAAAAGUUGAAAGUGCCCCCGAGAGAGUGCCGGAAAUUGUGAGUGAAAAUAUCAAACCCGCUAUCGAAACGAAGGAUGAAGAUUCACCGAAAAAACCUAAACGGAACAGAGGUAAGAAGAAAAAAGGCAAAGAUGACGACUUCGAUGAUUUCGAAGAAAUAUCCAAAGAAGGUGAUAAAGAGCAACCUCCGGAGAAAUCUGAUGUUCCAGAAGAAGACAAACCAGAAGAUUUACUUCCAAUAACACCGACAACUCGUAAAAAGAAGAAUAAAAAGAAAAAUGCAGAACAGAAAUCUGAAGAACCUAUUCCGCCCGAAGAAGAAGUUCAAAAUCUUCCUUCUGAAAUUAAACAAGAAGAGAAAGAAGAUGCUAAACAGGAGUUUCUAAAAACAGAAUCAGUAGAGCCAGAAGUAAAACCAGCGAAAAAGAAGAAAAACAAAAAGAAGCGUAACGAUUCAGAACGGUCUGACAAAGAAGAAAUUUCAUGUACUUCUGCUUUCCAGAAGAUUCUGGACGAUAAAGACGAAACUGUAGAACCCAAAGUAGAAGAAAAAGGUCAGGAUAAUAUUAUUUCAUUGGAAGCUACGCAGCCAGAAGUGAGUAAAUUAGAGAUAAAAUCUGAUCAACCAACACCUGCUAAGCUUGAAGAGCAGGACAAAGAAGCACCUAUGCUGGACGGCAAAGGUAAAAAGAAGAACAAGAAAGAUAAAAAACAAACUCAAAAGCCCGAAGAAAGCCCGAAGAUAGAUAAACCUAUUGCAGAACAUACUUUACCAUCAGUAGAUGUAGAAAAACCCCAACAAGAAAUAACUCCACAAUCAAUACAAGAAAUUGCUGUGGCUGCUCAAGAAGAUAUGCCUAAAGAAACUGCCUUAACAGAAGCACCUAAACCACUUGACAAAGAGAGUCCAAAGCCUAAAGCGAAAAUUGCAAAGCCUGUAGAAAAGAAGCGUAAGGGAAAACAAGAAAUGCAAGAACCUUUGUUGCCAGAAACAAGUAUUUCCGAACUUAUUCCAGAAACAAUGAAAAUUGAAGAAGUACCGAGUCGAGCGCCAAUAAUUGAACGAACUGAACAAGAAGUGCCUGUACAAGAGAAAGAUGUGAAAAUUGAGGCUGAGACGCCGUUGCCCGAUAUUACAGAUAUUCCUUUACUACCCCCUGAUGAAGAUGAAAAACUAAUUGCUCAAGAGUUCGAGUUGCUCGCAGAGAAAGCAAUGGGUAAAAAAAGGAAAAAGGCUUCUAAAAUGCCAAAAUCACUUGAUAUACAAGAACAAAAGAGUCCAGACAUUAAACAAUCAGAUGUAAAAGAAGAUGUUUUGAAGGAGCCAUUACCUGUUAUCAGUGAAAUAUUAACACCGCAAGCGGAACAACUAGGUUUUAAUAUUGUGAGUGAAAAAUGUGAAAGACCAACAACGCCGAUACCAAAGGUUGAAGCAAAAGAAAUUAUUAAACCUCCUGAACAAGCUGAAUUUCAAGGAAAAGUAUUGUUAACCCCUGAAAAUGUAGCUGAAGAAAAGGAAUUCACCAAAGAAGAUACACAAAAGACUGAUGAUAAACAGAAGACUGAUAAAGGAAAAAAACGAAAAAAAUCUCCUAAGCCUCCAAAAAGGACAGAUACGCAAAUUGAAGAGUUGUCUGUCUCUCCAAAACCUGAAGAAGUUCUUAAAGAAACUAGUACACCCGAGGAAACUACCCAACAAAGUUUGUCAGAAAGUAUUGACGCUUCUAAUAUAACAAAGAUGUAUGAUAUAGAAAUCAGUAGCAUCAAACCAGGUGAGCCUGAAUUAACCCCAUCCGAUGCAGUCCCAGAUAUAACUUAUCCACGUGCUACAAGUCAACAGCUAAUCGAUCCUAACAACAACACUGUUAUAAGGGAAAUAUUUCCAGUACAGCCAGUGACGCUAGGAUCCAUACUCACACCUGACAUUAAAGCACCUGCUAAUAUUGAUUCGAGUAUUAAGUCCCCUGAAACAGCAAAAUCCACGGAGGCUUCACCCCCGAGAGAAGAGAAAACAGAUCUGAAAUCAAAGAUGAUGGAAGUUAAUCAAGAUAUGGAGGAAUUAAGACUAUCUAUAGAAAGGUCUUUAGCUGAACUAACAUCGAUAGAGAAAAGCGAGGAUACUCUUGAAAAACAAUUUGAAGCAACCAAACAACAAUCAGAACGAAUUUCUAAUAUUUUAUUUGACACACCGCCAGUGUCCAGUGUUUGUCAAGAUGUCGAUAAAAAGACUGAUACUAAAGAAAGUUCCAUUAUACCAUUAGGAGUGGCUGAAAUUACACCAGCACCCGAAGAAACGAGUAAACCGGCCAUGGCUACAUUACAACAGAUUAUGGCCGAAGAAAAAAAGACUGCGGCAGAUCAAAGCAAAAAGUCAUCAAAGAAGCAGAAAAAACACGAAGUAAAAGCGGAUAAAAAGCCAGACAAUUUGUUUAUACCUUUUAUUGAUGAACCACCAGUGGAACCUACGGCUAUAGUAAAAGAAAAGUCUGUAGAACCUCAGCCAGUUGAUACUUCAUUUACUGCUAAAAAAACUUUGACUGAAGAACAAAAGAUUAUCGAAAGACCCAAAAGUCCCAUUCCAUUACCAGCACCGGAAAUAAAGCCAUCUGCAGUAGCGACACCUGAAAACGUUAAGGACGAUGAAAAAGAAUUAAAAGCAAAAGAGCAAAUUAUAGAAUCACCAGCAGACGUACCCCCAGUGUGUCCUGCAAGGAAAGAUCAGAAAGGGAAAAAUAAGAAGAAGAAAGGCAAGCAAGAAACUCCAAUGACGGCCACACCACAGAGUAGCAGCACAUCAAGUACAUCAACAACUACACAAUCUCAGACAACACAAGAGCCAAAGAAGGAAGAAAAGACUGAGUCCAAAACUGAAAAUAAAAGUGAUAAUCAAAACAAAGGUGAAACAAAACAAAAGGGAAAACAACAGUCAGGUGGCUUAGAUUCUACAACCCAAGAAGACAUUCAUUCAGACUAUGAACCGAUUGAAAAUUUUGAAGAUGCCCUAACGUCAAGCGUUGAUGACGUAAACAAAACCUUUGAAAUCAUAGUCAAGGAAUCUCAGGAACAAAAUAACCCAAAAAUUAACAUAAUAGCACCGGAUGAAGAAAAAAAAACUGUUUCGCCGCCAAAAAACUUGCUAAGUCACCACGAUAUUCCUGUACCAUCGAAUAGAAGGGAUUACAAAAAGGAAAAAGAUAAAAUACCAAAUGAAAUCACUGCCAAAGUAAAGAUAAAAGAUUCUGUGGAAGUUGAAAGGAAACAGUCCAAGAAUACCCAGACGAACAAUAAAAUGAAAGACUUUAGUAAGGAUUAUAAGAUUAAUGAUAAUGAUGAUUUUGUUUACAAGUAUAGUUUUAGGAAAGUUUUUCUUCAGAGCGCUUGUCAUGUUUGUAAGAAGGCUUUGAGUGGAUGUCGCGUUCCUUGUAGUUUUUGCAACUUGCUGUUCUACUGCAGUAAUAAGCAUAAGGAUGAAGAUUGGCCGCAGCAUCAGGCGUUGUGCUUCGCUGUCUCAACCAUCGUUCACCUGAAGGAUCAAAAACACAUCUACGCCGACGCAAAGAACCUGACCGGGCAUGACUACCGUCUGAUCAGGAUGCAGAUGAUAGUUUCAUGUGAGAAGGUGCUGAAGCGAAGGUUGGUGCCGUGGGAGCAGGAGGCCCUACUAUACCCGAGGGUCUGCGCCCACGUGCCUUGCAGGGAGUGGAGGCAGAACAAGCUGAGCGACUGCCAGGAGUGCGGACAGAUGUCGUAUUGCUCGGACAACGCUGACCACUUUCCCAACACUCACGCCCGCUGGUGCAAGUCCUACUCCCUGUAUGAGAAGCUGGUGAGCUACCAGCAGACCCAGGGCCGGUUGGAGCCGAAGCUCCCCACCAGAGUUUUGAAGGAACCGCAGCAAAUCCCGGAGAAGAUUAAUGAGGUCCUCGCGUCCAUGUAUGAGGAGAAAAUUGAUAUGAAUGACAUCCAAUACGCAGCCCUCACACAGCUGGCCACUGCGCCGCUGACAGCCGCGUAUUGCUAUCAACUGUGUAAGAACAAGCUUGGGACUCUCUCUAACGGCGUGUUUAAGUCGAACUCCUUCACUAUCCACGUGGUGGGUGCUGAGCUGCAGUUCGAAGCCGACGCCCUCAACAAGUGGGAAGUCUUCUUCCUCCACCUUAGACCAGACCUACAGGAGCUGAGGGUCGUGCUCAUCAACUAUAACUUGAACCCUUCGAACUUACCAUUGGAAUUGUUGGGGAAGAUCAAGUUGUGUGAGAACUGUCGUCAGAACAAGCGCCGCGUUGUCUUCAGCUUCCAAGACAAGAGGACGUAUGCCGAGUACAAGGCUAGCGAGGACUUCUCCCAUCCUGAUAUUGUAUGUGCCUUCAACCCCAGCAUCCAAAGAUCCUCAGUGUACAACGGAAAGGAUCCCUGGCCUUCAACUAUCAACGUCGUCCUCAAACUGAAGAUUCCCUUCAUCAUCACCGGAUACACCAUCACCGAGCUUCACAAAGACUGCAUCAGGAUCAAGGAGUGUUCCGAAUCUGGUUACAACUUCAUCGCCGAGCCCAAGUACAACAAUUUCGCCAGCGUCAGGCCCGAUAGGAACUUUAUCUCUGAUGAUGAGAUGCCUUUACUCUUCAAGAACUACUGUUUUGCCGUCAUUAGCGGUUGAUUUUGGACACGUUAGGCGUAUUAGAGUGCGUUGGGUACUUCUAGUUGUAUUGGCAUGUUCUAGUAGAUUUGUUAUAUCUUAAGGAUUUGUUUCGUUUAUGUAUUCAGUUUGUUAGUUAAUUUCUGUGUGUUUCUUAAUGUUUGUAUCAAUUUUUUGUCUUAAUAAAGCAUGUGAAUUGAGGAUU
Messenger RNA from Trichoplusia ni (cabbage looper), 5076 nucleotides. RefSeq names its product titin-like. NCBI's taxonomy places the organism in Eukaryota, Metazoa, Arthropoda, Insecta, Lepidoptera, Noctuidae. Gene Ontology annotation, cellular component: extrinsic component of mitochondrial inner membrane. Bases 75 to 4892 code for a protein of 1605 amino acids. The record is from RefSeq and is a predicted model, not a curated record. The transcript has 7 exons.